CAGUUUUCCAAAACAAAAAACAAAGCGAUUAUUAUUCUUGAGAAUAGUAACGAAUCAUCGAUCGUCUCAAGCUUAGUAUUGUCCAAUAUUUCAGAGACAGGGUUUCUAAUAUAUCGAGUGAUUAAAGAUUACAACUCUUCUGUGUAUAAUGAUAACAAAUACAAAGUUGCUAAGGAUAUACACAUCAGUAAAUGGAGUACUCUAUUUUUGACUGGAUUCCGACGAUUUCCAGAAAUAUGUACAGAGGCUUCAUACGUUCCAUGUGCUGGAAAGUACAGAUGUUUGUCUAGUAAGCAAUGUAUACCACUUCAACAAGUCUGUGAUGGUGUCAUCCAUUGCAGAAAUGGGGACGACGAACGUCUUUGUAAGACUGUGUGCCCUCCGAAAUGCAAUUGUAUCGGCUAUGUAAUCAAUUGUAGGGCGGCCAACAUAUCUAUGGCUGAUAUUUCAUCAUUGACAACACAGGCUAUGAGUGCUGAUUUAAGUAAAAAUCUGGAAAUAAAAGAAAUACGCAAAGAUCAGUUAAACUUUCCCUAUAUGUUACGACUUAAUAUUUCGUCGUGUGACAUUGAUAAUAUGCAUAGAAAGGCUUUCUAUCAUUUGCACAAUUUAAUAUCAUUAGAUCUUAGCAACAAUAGAAUACAACGGUUACGUCAUAUGAUAUUUAGUAAUCUUCGUAAUCUAACACACUUGAAUCUUGAUAGGAACACGGAAUUGACUCGCAUUUCAUCGACUGCUUUUAAAAAUUUAGAAUCAGUAAGAAGUUUAAAAAUUUCAGGCACAAAGCUAAAAAAGAUUAUCUCACUAACGUUCUCUGGCUUACAGUUGGACAGUUUAGAUAUUUCCCACAACAAAAUUGAAGAUAUUGAAGAUUAUGCCUUCAACAAUUCUAUUGUUGGUAAGAUAAAUUUUGAAGGCAACAAUGUGAUAAAAUUCGGAAAGUUUAUGUUCAACGGCGUUUUAUCACUUCGUGAGCUUCGUACACCUGCAUUUAAAUUCUGUUGUAUCCGUCCUUGUUAUUUGCCUGAAAAAGAUUGCAAACCAUUGAAGAAUGAAUUUUCCUCGUGUGAAGAUCUGAUGAGAAAUUCUGUCCUCCAAGCAGUUCUCUGGCUAGUUGGUGUAUCUUCUUUGUGUGGAAACAUAUCGUCAAUCAUCUACCGUCUUGUCUACGAUCGUGAAAGGCUUAAGAUUGGUUAUGGCAUAUUUGUAACUAAUCUUGCAGUUGCAGAUUUUCUGAUGGGGGUAUACCUGAUCAUGAUAGCUGUUGCUGAUUCACUUUAUAGAAACAGAUAUAUUUUUAUGGAUGAUCAAUGGAGAAACAGUAAAUGGUGUGUCACAGCCGGGGUUUUGUCGACACUUUCGUCUGAAGCAAGCGUUUUCUUUCUUUGCUUGAUCACAUUAGACCGACUCUUAGUAAUCAAGUUUCCCUUCGGCAGAGUCAGGUUUGGACCUAUGAAGGCGUAUAUCUGUAGCGGAAUGUGCUGGCUUAUUUCCAUAACCUUAUCGAUCAUUCCAGUUCUGUACACUAGUCAUUUUCAAAACAAAUUCUACUCUAAAACAGGAGUUUGUAUUGCAUUGCCUUUAACACGAGAUAAACCUCCAGGAUGGGUAUAUUCUGUGUCAAUCUUUGUUGGACUUAAUUUCUGCACUUUUAUUCUUGUUGCCAUAGGACAAGUUUCAAUAUUUACAGAACUUCGACGAUCCACAUCAGUUAUGAAGAAGACAGAGAAGUCCAGAAAACGUGAUUUAAGAGUUGCUAGAAAUCUUAUUCUCGUUGCAACAACUGACUUCCUAUGUUGGUUUCCAAUAGGUGUGAUGGGUAUUUUAGCAUUGAAUGGAUUUUCGAUUUCAAGUGAUGUUUAUGCAUGGUCAGCCGUUUUCAUAUUACCUAUUAACUCUGCCCUCAACCCGUUUUUAUAUACAGUGACAGCAAUAAUCGGGAAGAAGAGUUUUAAUCCAAGUCUCGAUGAGCAGAGUAGAACGUUGGUGCAGAAAGAAAUUGGCUCCGCCAUUCUAGAAUACCAGACAUUCAGCAGAUCUGUGCGGAUGAAACGAGAACUUGUACCAAAAGGAAUGACUCGCAGUAUUCAAGAAAUACUUUAUGACGACAGCUGUUUGUCUCUCAACUUUGUUACAACCAUUUCCAAACAACUUGUCGAUUAUCUGCGUCUAUUACACGAGUCUUUUAUUGCAAUAGACAAGAUAUGUGAGACAAACAUUUACAUUAAAUAUGAUAAAACAAAGAUGAACAAACCAAUUGUUGUAAUCGAUGCAAAAGUCUCGUUAACUGCCGACGAAAAAGCACAUCAGGAAAAUAUCCGCCAAUAUGGAAACCUUCUUCGAAAACUUAUUCUAAAAUGUAAAAAUGGCGUGAAGUAGUAGGAAAAAAAAGAAAGAACAGCUAAACAAAUCAAAAUUGCAAUCUGUUUAUACUAUAGACUACAUGUAUGUGAAAAUGAAUGACAGAUCGUGUAAUCUUUACCGUUUAGGUACUUCCUCCUGAAUCAAAAAUGAUGUUUGGUUUUUAUAACUUUUAUAACUUUAUGUCGAUUCUUGGGUAAGUGUAUAUUGUUAGUGAACUAUUGAAAAUCGAGUAAGUUUGCAUUUUGCCAAAAUUCCUUUCACCUUUGCAAUGAAUGAAAAAAAGCUGACAUGGAAAUUACAUCACUAUAACAAUAUUUAUUGGUAUCUACCUUUAACGUUCAAUUUAUAGAAAUACGAGGGACAUUUUAUACUUUAUGCAGCUUUAUAACUCUAUUAUAUCCUUAUAAUAUUUUCAAUUAUCAACAGUUGGUCUCAAUUUUUAAAUAUAUUGUCAAACCAGCAAAAUAUAUAAAAAAAAACAAGAUCAACAAGGAAGAGUGGCGUUCAUUGAACGUAUCACUUAACAAUGAAAAGAAAUGAGCAUAAUGUCACUUCAAACGAGACUUGCGAAGGUGUGAUACACAAAGCAUAAGAAACAAAAUCAAUGUCUUUAAGUUUACAGCGUUAAGUAUUAAUAAACUAGUACUAUAAAUUAUAUGCAAAAUCGUAGUACAAAUAUGAAGCUUGUCCCUUUUAACGUGUUAUUUUUUACUUUAUGAUUAAUUUUGAAAUUAAAGUGACACUUUUAUCGUUUAACUGUAAUUGCCUUAAACAUCUUUAUACAUAUAUGUCCAAGACCAUAUUUCAUAUAGGACCAAGUCCAUACUAUUUCAUGUUGUUGUUUUUGUUGUUGUUGUUUUUGUAUUAUUGUUGGUGUUGGUGUUGUUGUUAUUCUUUAAUUCAUUUAUUUAUUAAAAAGCGUGUUCCACUAUUUUUGGACAUUCAUUUGCCAAUUAUACUGGACAGGUGUAUUUACUUAUUGAACAUGUAUCACAACUAAGGAAGAAACAGUGAUGUUGAACUAAACAUGUGUUACAUGCCCGCUUUUAUAAAAAUUGCCAUUAAGUAUCUUCACGUUGUCCAUUUUGUUGUUAUUUUUUAGUGUUUUUAUUAAAAGUUGUGACCAACAUUCUUUAAAUGAUUGAUUAUGAUAUUUUUUUAAACUAAUUCUGUAUAUUAAAUGUUGUCAUAAAUGUGUCAAUGUUGUUUACAUAGAUUCUAAUAUUUCAAACAUAUUUGUCUUUAAUCGUGUCAAAUUGUGUUAGCACAGUUAUUUGCAAAAUUUUUCAUUACUAUUUUGUGAGGAGAGCGGUGACCUGGUGUUAAAGCAGCAUGCCUCCAGAAUAUCAUGCUAAUAUUCAUAUAAAAAGGUUGAAAAGUAUUUAAAAUUAAAAUGUUGUGAAGUAACCAAAAGGAAGCGAUUUACACAUUACAAACAGCACUCACGACCCAUUUAAAUUACCAAAAUGUAGUCAAAAUAUUCAAAAAUAGCUUUCACUGCGUUAGUAACAUGUAAAUUAUUACUUAAAUCUUGAUUUUUUCCCCUUUUCAUAAAAUCCAAGUACAUUAUUCUCAGGUUUAAUUUUAUUGAACUAUUUUGGCUCAUCAGGAGGCAUGCAUGCAGCUUUCAAGGUUUUGCGUUCGGAACCAUGGGUUUUAGCCAUACUCGUGUCAUAAUUAACCAUGUUUCCUCAUAUACUGGUUUCCUCAUAUACAGAACUGGUAACUUUCAAAAAGUGGACCCAAAUAUGCUUCAAAUAAGAUUAAAGUUUUCAUCAUCAUUGAGCUAAAAAAUGUGUUAAAUUGAAUAUUUACUGAAAUUUUGUCACAAAUGUAUUUUGUGUACUGAGCUAUAACUAAAAAUUAAUGUGUUGGUGGUGUAUUUUAAUAGAUAUUUGGAGUAAUAGAUGUAAUCCUAAUUCAUGUUAUAUUCUAGAUGUUUUAGUAAUUAGUUUGAACUUUAACAGAAAUAGAAAUGACUGUUUAUUGACUUCACUUAUAGCUGCAAACUUUGCAAUUUUUCAAGUCCUUUUGAGUAUUUCAUUACAGGAUUUGCAGACUGAAAAAAAUCGGUGCUGGAAGGCAUUGUGAGAAAAUUCAUAUUUUAUCUUCUGUUCUAAACAAACUUUAUCAAAUUGAAUAUUCUAGAAU
This is a messenger RNA of Ruditapes philippinarum (Manila clam), 4515 nucleotides long. Its product is annotated as G-protein coupled receptor GRL101-like. Gene Ontology annotation, molecular function: protein binding; protein-hormone receptor activity; G protein-coupled receptor activity. Gene Ontology annotation, biological process: G protein-coupled receptor signaling pathway. The coding region runs from base 436 to 2379 and encodes 647 amino acids. The transcript is spliced from 7 exons. Gene Ontology annotation, cellular component: membrane. NCBI's taxonomy places the organism in Eukaryota, Metazoa, Mollusca, Bivalvia, Venerida, Veneridae. The record is from RefSeq and is a predicted model, not a curated record.